Molecule: messenger RNA, 1634 nt
Organism: Brassicogethes aeneus
Lineage: Eukaryota; Metazoa; Arthropoda; Insecta; Coleoptera; Nitidulidae
Source: the annotation of a GenBank genome assembly
GCCGAGCACCCGCGCGCGACGCACCGACCGACGCGUAAUGAAACCGACGUGGUGACUGUCGAAGAAAAUGUCGUCGAUAUCGGCCCAGGGGGUCGUGGAGCGCGCCUCCGCCGAGCUCAGCAAGAGGAUCAACGGCCUGGGGCUGCGCAAGCACCACAGCGCCAAGGGCAGCGUGAUGGAGCGGGUCACCAACGUGUUCUGCGGAGGCAGCAACGCGGCCGUCGCGGCGCCCGAAAAACCGUCGCGGUUGCUGCCGACUCGCCUCAAAACCACCCCCAACUCCAUCACGAUCUUCCCCCAGAAAAAGCACCGCCCCCUCCCUCUGCACCUAACCUUGGAUCAGCUGUUCUUGGACGAGCAGUUCCUAAACAAAUUCUUCUCCUACUUCACCCCCUACGACAGGUGCAUCUUGGCCCAGGUGUGCACAAAGUGGCGGGACAUCCUCUACAGAUCACCUAGGUACUGGACUGGACUCGUCCCGGUGUUACAGUGCCGGGAACUGAGGAACUCCCUGGGUAACGAUAGAGCUCGAUUGUACUCUUCCUUACUGGGACGAGGUUUCCACAAUUUAUGUCUGAUGGGAGCUUCUGAUGAAGACGCGAUAGAUCUAGUGAACACUUUCCCUCUAGCUUCAAAGCACAUUCACACCAUCAGUUUACGGUGCUCCAGCAUUACAGAUCGGGGUUUGGAGUCCCUUUUGGAUCAUUUGCAGGCCCUCUACGAGCUGGAGCUGGCCGGCUGCAACGAGAUCACGGAGGCUGGAUUGUGGGCGUGCCUUAACCCGCGCAUCGUGGCGCUGACCUUGACGGAUUGCAUCAACGUGGCGGACGAGGCUGUGGGCGCCGUCGCCCAGCUGCUGCCCGCCCUCUACGAGUUCUCGCUGCAGGCGUACCACGUGACGGACGCGGCGCUCGGGUACUUCUCGCCCAAGCAGAGCAACUCGCUCAACGUCUUGAGGUUGCACUCCUGCUGGGAGAUCACCAAUCACGGCGUUGUAAAUAUAGUUCAUUCAUUGCCCAAUUUAACCGCACUGAGCUUAUCGGGCUGCAGCAAGAUAACCGACGAUGGCGUGGAACUGAUAGCCGAAAAUUUACAAAAAUUGCGCUCGUUGGAUCUGUCUUGGUGCCCCCGUAUUACCGACUCUGCCUUGGAGUACAUAGCGUGUGAUUUAAAUCAAUUAGAAGAAUUAACUUUAGACCGGUGUGUUCACAUAACAGACAUCGGUAUAGGUUAUAUCUCCACCAUGUUGUCUCUAUCAGCUUUAUAUCUGCGGUGGUGUUCUCAAAUCAGAGACUUUGGACUGCAGCAUUUGUGCGGGAUGCGCAAUUUACAAAUACUAUCUUUAGCAGGGUGUCCACUUUUGACUUCAAGCGGUCUGUCGAGUUUGAUCCAGCUACGGCAUAUGCAAGAACUAGAACUGACAAAUUGUCCAGGGGCGUCAAGGGAGCUAUUCGACUAUUUGAGAGAACAUCUACCUCGCUGCCUCGUCAUAGAAUAAGCCACAAAUGUCCACUCGUUAUUAGUUUGUGCAAUAAAACACUACUACAAUACCUAAACUAUAAAAAACCUUUCUAAUAAUGCUGCUCAUCAAAUGUAAUUUUUCCAGCUGAGAUAAACAAUAAUAACAAUAACGU